Molecule: messenger RNA, 2661 nt
Organism: Paraglomus occultum
Lineage: Eukaryota; Fungi; Glomeromycota; Glomeromycetes; Paraglomerales; Paraglomeraceae
Source: the annotation of a GenBank genome assembly
AUGACAAAUCUAACGCCAUCAGAAAAGUACUCGAAACUAUCAGUCGAACAAACAAUCUCUGCUCUUGCCACUGAUGGGAAAUCGGGUCUCGCUUCAAAGGAAGCACGUACUCGUCUUGAUUUAAACGGCUACAAUGAAUUUCAAACAGAAAAUGCCGAAGUCAUGUACGUAAAAUAUAUGAAGCAGUUCACCGAGAAUCCUCUCAUUCUUCUUUUACUAGCCUCAGCCGGCGUUUCUUUGGUAAUGGGCAACAAGGAUGAUGCAUUUUCAGUGUUGCUUGCCGUAUUCAUUGUUACCACCGUGGCAUUUGUGCAAGAAUACAGAUCAGAGAAAUCAUUAGAGGAAUUGAACAGGCUGGUACCUCACUUUUGUAAUAUAGUGCGGGACGGAAAGACAAUGUCAAUAAACGCAAAUCAGUUGGUCCCUGGUGAUUUGGUCAUGUUUGGCGUUGGUGACAGAAUUCCUGCCGACGUACGACUUGUAAGCGCCGUCGAUUUAGAAAUAGACGAAUCAAACUUUACCGGAGAAACAAAACCACGCAAAAAGGGUAUUGACGUCAUGAUGAACAACGGACUAGAGCUCGACAUACAGCACAGAAAAAAUAUCGCUUUUAUGGGCACUUUGGUGACAAAUGGGCACGGAACCGGAAUAGUCGUUGGCACUGGCAAGGCCACAGAAUUCGGUGCCGUUUUCCUGAUGAUGGAAGAAGUCGAGAAAUCUAAAACCCCUCUUCAGGUCAACAUGGACCAACUAGGAAAACUUUUGUCGUAUUUCUCGUUUGCGAUAAUUGCCGUUAUUAUUUUGAUAGGCAUAUUCCAAGGUAGACAUUGGUUGGAAAUGUUUACGAUCGGUGUGAGUCUUGCCGUCGCAGCCAUUCCCGAAGGUCUUCCAAUAGUCGUCAUCGUCACGCUUGCCCUCGGUGUGUUGCGAAUGGCAAAACGCAACGCAAUAGUAAAGAAACUUCCUGCUGUCGAGACCUUGGGCUCGGUCAAUGUCAUCUGUGCUGACAAGACGGGCACGCUUACUGAAAACAAAAUGACAGUGACAAAGAUAUUUACGCUUGACAAGGGAAUGAUAUUCGAUCUCGAGCAUACCAUUCCUACGCUGACCUCUAGCGCCAUGAAAGUGGCUUUAAGAAUCGGCAAUCUGUGCAACAACGCUCGUAUCGAUGGCGAGGGCAAGAAAACUGGCAAUGCGACCGAAAUUGCAUUAUUGGAGGCGGCACAGAAAUUCUUUUCGGCAGAUGAACGAUCAUCGUACGAACGUGUGGAAGAGACUCCGUUUAAUUCUGAGCAGAAAUGGAUGUCUGUUACUUGUCGUCGGCAUGAUUCACAGGAGAAACUUGUAUAUUUCAAGGGAUCUAUCGAGGCAGUUUUGGAGAGAAGCGUUCGGUAUUUUGUUUCCGAGACAAAUAAACCUGCAUUGGAUAUAAACGCCAAGGAGAUUGUCAUGCAGCAUGUAAACGCCAUGUCCAAUCAUGGGUUGAGGGUUUUGGGUUUGGCAUAUGGUAACAAGAUUAACGAAUUGGUGUUUGUGGGAUUCGUGGCUAUGCAUGAUCCUCCCAGACAAGGCGUCGACAAGUCUAUCAACGAGUUAAUCAAAGGAGGAGUCAAAGUGGUCAUGAUUACUGGUGACUCAGAUGGAACUGCUCUUUCGAUAGCACGACACCUCGGCAUUCCACUAAACGCCUCCCGAUCAAGCUGUCUUACUGGUCAUGAUAUCGAGUCAAUGUCUGAUAAACAAUUGGAAGAAGUUAUUGGAAGCAUUUCAGUCUUUUCGAGAACGACGCCAAGACACAAGCUGGCUAUUGUCAGGGCGUUCCAAGCUAAAGGGGCUAUUGUUGCCAUGACUGGAGAUGGAGUCAACGAUGCUCCUGCAUUGAAAAAGGCUGACAUAGGCAUAUCCAUGGGAAAAAGCGGAACCGAUGUUUCACGAGAAGCGGCCGACAUGAUACUGGUUGAUGAUGACUUUUCCACAAUAUUAGCCGCAGUGAAAGAAGGAAAAUCAAUAUAUUAUAAUAUUCAAAAUUUCUUAACCUUCCAAUUGAGUACAAGUGUGGCCGCACUCACUCUCAUAACACUUUCAACAAUAUCGGGUCUGCCUAACCCGCUCAAUCCAAUGCAAAUAUUAUGGAUAAAUAUUCUCAUGGACGGUCCGCCUGCGCAAUCACUGGGAGUAGAGCCUGUAGAUCACGAUGUAAUGAACAAACCUCCCAAGAAAAAGAAUGCACCCAUAUUGACGCAGAGACUUAUCAAAAGAGUAUUGACGGCAGCUGCAUGCAUAGUUGCUGGCACACUGUUUAUAUACAUGACUGAAAUGAGAGAUGGAAAUGUAACGGCCCGGGAUACCACUAUGACGUUUACGACAUUUGUAUUCUUUGACAUGUUCAACGCGUUAGCAUGUCGUUCAGAGAAAAAGUCUAUAUUUGAAAAAGGAUUUUUUUCAAACCGCAUGUUCAAUUACGCCGUUGCUGGAUCUAUUAUCGGGCAGCUACUAGUUAUUUAUACGCCAUUCCUACAACGUAUUUUUCAGACGGAAGCAAUCGGACUGUACGAUCUACUCAAGCUGGUAAUAUUGACAUCGUGCGUAUUCUGGGUGGAUGAAGCAAAGAAAUACUUCAAGGAAAAGAAAAUCAAGAGCGUUCUUGAUUACAAAGUAUGA